This is a messenger RNA of Fraxinus pennsylvanica, 1524 nucleotides long. The record is from the annotation of a GenBank genome assembly. NCBI's taxonomy places the organism in Eukaryota, Viridiplantae, Streptophyta, Magnoliopsida, Lamiales, Oleaceae.
AUGGCUGGGGAAGGCGGUGGCGGUGGCGAUUCUGCAACUUUUGAAACGACACCAACAUGGGCGGUGGCGACUGUUUGUUUCUUCAUGAUAGCAGCUUCUAUACUCAUAGAACAGGGUCUUCAUCUCUUAGCUAAGUACUUGAGCAGGAAGAGGAGGAAAUAUCUCAUUCAUGCUCUUAACAAAAUCAAAUCAGACUUAUUGCUUUUGGGCUUCAUCUCCUUGUUGCUGACCGUAUGUGAAAAGCCAAUUGCAAAUAUAUGUAUUCCUAAGGGUGUUGCUCAUUCUUUUCUUCCUUGCCAUAGCUUGAAGAGUGAGGAAGAGGAGGAAUCCAAAUGUGAAGAACAGGGUAAGCUUUCUUUCGUUUCGAGAGUGGGCAUCCAGCAACUCCAAUUGUUGAUAUUUUUUCUAGCUGUCUUCCAUGUUUUGUCCAGUUUUCUCACAUUCAGUCUUGGGACAGCUAAGAUGAGGAAAUGGGAACAUUGGGAAGCAGAAACCAGGACAUUUGAAUAUGAAUUUUCAAAUGAUAACAGGAGGUUUCAGUUCAUUCAUCAAACAUCAUUCGGAAGAAGACAUCUUAAAUUUUGGAGUGAACACCGGCUCCUCCGUUGGCCGGCUUGUUUUCUUCGUCAAUUCUACGGAUCUGUUUCCAAAGUAGAUUAUUUCACUCUUCGACAUGGAUUCAUCAUGGCCCAUUUUGCCGAAGAAAGUAAUUUUGAUUUCCAAAAGUAUCUAAAGAGAGCACUGGGAAAAGAUUUUGGUGUCGUCGUGGGCAUGAGGCUUUGGAUAUGGAUCUUCUCUGUACUCUUCAUAUUCUUCAAUGCAUUUGUAUUUCACAGCUAUUUUUGGCUCCCAUUCAUUCCGCUACUGAUGUUACUGGUUGUUGGGACAAAGCUGCAAGGUAUCAUUACCAGAAUGUGCUUAGACAGCAGCGAUAAAUCUCAUGUUGUUCAAGGAACUCUGCUUGUUCGGCCAAGCGACCACUUCUUCUGGUUUGAUAGACCAAAAUUACUUCUCCACCUAAUGCACUUUAUCUUAUUUCAGAACUCGUUUCAGUUGGCAUUCUUCACGUGGUCUUGGUACAAAUUCGGUCUGAGAUCGUGCUUCCAUCGGGAAACUGAAGAUAUCGUCAUAAAACUAGCAGUAGGAGUAGUAGUCAACUUUCUCUGUGGCUAUGUGACUCUGCCUCUCUAUGCACUAAUCAAUCAGAUGGGUUCAUCAAUGAGAAAUUCUGUUUUCACUGAAGAAGUGUUGGGAGGCCUAAAAAGGUGGCGAAUCAAAGCGAAGAAAAACUUGGCUCGUAAGCAUCACGCGGAUUUGGCACGUCGUUCUUUAGAUGGUUUGCUCGACAUGUCAGUUGAAUCCUCUCCAUCAUUCAGUACUCUUGAUCCUUCGUUCUCUGUGGAAAUCGGUUAUGCUAGUGACAGUGGGGUCGUAUUAGAUGAAGAUAGUGUUGCAAGGAGGCAACCAGAGCAGAAUCAGAAGCUGGGAUCUUUCCAAGGUUUUGAAUUGAGUAGAACAUAUUAG